This is a messenger RNA of Gryllus bimaculatus (two-spotted cricket), 3515 nucleotides long. Lineage: Eukaryota; Metazoa; Arthropoda; Insecta; Orthoptera; Gryllidae. The record is from the annotation of a GenBank genome assembly.
GAAACGCGACAAAUCGAAACAAUUAUAAUUUAUUGUAUAUUGGGAAAAGAUUCAAUAGAGGAUAUCAAAGUGAUUUUUAAAGGACAACUUCUUGCAAAAAUAUGUAUGUUACUCGAAAUUUCUACUCCGGAACAUUGGAACCCUUGGCUACUACCGUCAGUUUUACCAAUAUCACGCAACUAUUGUAUAGUUCGCCGAAUUGGGACGCUCACGUGUGCGGCGCUUGUAUAAUUGUGAUUGCCUGUGUCCUGUUCAAUGUGUACCCACAGAAUCAUUAACAGCAAACGUUGUGAAAAGUGAUAGCUGUGAAAAGUGAAAGCUCCACUGUGAAAAUGAGUAGCAAGAAAAGUAAACUGAGGGAAAUAUAUGAAGUAGAGAGUAAACAUGGCCACUUUUUUACUGGUGGCAUAGUUCAGUGGACCAAGGAUGGCACAACUCUUCUUUGUCAAUGUGAUGGCAUAAUUAAUGUCUUGGAUAUUAGUAAAGGCGUGGUGACAUCAUCCAUUGGCAAACCAGAUCAAGAAGAAGUUGAAGACACAAUUUACAGUUUUGCUCUCAAUGGAAAAGUUGAAAAGUCUUGGAAGAGUGUUCAUAAAGGGCAUGUGGUGAGUCUUGCUUUUAACAAAAUGGACAACAUGGUAGUAAGUGGGGGGACUGAUGCAGGGGUGCGCUUGUGGGAUAUAAUCCGUCAUACCUGUGUUUGCAGUCUACGUGGAGCUCAAGGAGUGAUCAAUAUUGUGAAGUUUCAUCCAAAUGAAGAAGUUCCUCUGGUGUUUGCAUCUGGAGAUGAUUCUGUUAUCCGUGGUUGGGAUGUUAGUACUGGAAAAUUAGAAGUGGUAUUGUCUGGUCAUUACAGUAGAGUAACUGCAAUUGUUUUUCAUAGCAAUAAUAAACAUAUUGUGAGUCCAUUUGAAAACGGCAAGUUUGUUGCUACAGCUGGGGAGAAAGGUAUCAUUCGAGUUUGGGACAUGACAGAAGGACGUGAAGUGUAUGCUCAGCAGAAUUCUCUUGUGUCUAAUGCUCAAGCUGGAGGUUUCUCAAUCACUGAUCUUCUAUACUGUGUUGCAAGAAACAGUUUUGGUGUAGUCACCGCAGAUCAGAAUAUCAUUUUCCAUAAUAUAGAAACUUUUGAAUGUGAAAAACAGUUGGUGGGAUUCACAGAUGAAAUCCUUGACAUUGUGUUUGUUGGUGAAGGUAACUCUCAUUUGGCUGUCGCUACAAAUAGCAUUGAUAUAAAAUUGUAUGAUAUAGCAGAGAUGGGUUGUCAGCUGCUGAAAGGUCACACUGAUCUGGUUCUUGCUUUGGCUACUACACAGAGUAAUCCAAAUAUUCUCUUAUCAUGUGGAAAGGACAACAGUGUUCGAUUGUGGAUGAUGGAUAAAGAGAAUGUGAUGAAGAUUGUUAGUGUUGGAACACGACAUACGGCUUCAGUUGGGAGUGUUGCUAUAAGCAAUUUGACUACCUCAUUUUUCCUGUCAGUAAGUGAAGAUACGUGCAUCAAACUGUGGUCUCUUCCAAAGAACUUGCAAAAAGCUUCAUCAGAAGAUCUUGUUGUGACUAAUACUCAAAUUGCUCAUGAAAAAGAUAUAAACUGCGUGUGUGUAUCUCCAAAUGACAAAAUCGCUGCAACUGGAUCACAAGAUCGAACUGCUAAGUUGUGGUGUACAGAAUCCCUUGCCCUCCUUGGAGUACUUCGGGGGCAUAAGAGAGGUGUGUGGUGUGUGAGGUUUAAUUCUGUGGACCGUGUUCUCCUCAGCACUUCUGCUGAUUGUACAGUGAAGAUAUGGUCAUUAGAUGAUCUCUCAUGUCUGAAGACUCUUGAGGGCCACGAAGCAUCUGUGCUACGAGCAGAAUUUAUUACUCGUGGAUCUCAGAUACUGAGUGCUGGAGCUGAUGGUUUACUUAAAUUAUGGGUUAUCAAAACCAGUGAAUGUGUGGGAACGUUUGACGAACAUGAAGGUAAAAUUUGGACAAUGGCUGUUCAGAAUGAUGGAAAGGGCCUGAUAACUGGAGAUUCAGAUUCAAUGCUUGUCAAAUGGAAGGAUGUGACAAAAGAACGCCGAAUGGAAAAAUUGAAGCAAGAAGAGCAACUUCUGUUGCAAGAGCAAGAGCUGUCUAAUCUAUUACACAGUGAAGAACUAUUGUCUGCUUUAAAGUUAGCUUUAACUUUUGAUCGACCUCUCACAGUUCUCAGAAUAAUACAAUCUGUCAUGCAGAGAGGAGGAUCUGGUUUAGCAGAUACUAUCAAAGAACUGAAUAAUGAGCAGAAGGAGAAACUUCUAAAAUGUGCUGUUUCAUGGAACACCAACAGCAAAAACAGUCAGCCUGCACAGCUUGUUUUGUCUUCACUUUUGGAUGAUCUUUCAACUGGAAGAUUGAAACCUACAGACUUCAGUGCAGUGUUGGAAGGUGUAAUACCGUAUACUGAAAGGCACUUCAAACGUCUUACGAAGCUUUCUCAGGAUCUUUAUUUUCUGCAGUAUACACUGUCAUGUAUGAACAUUCAUUCCGAAAAAUCAACUAUUGCAACAGAAAGAACACUUAAAGGAGAAACAUCUAUGAAAUCGACAUGAACAUUUUUUCUAUUAUUUUGUUAAUUGUUUUUUAUAAAAACAUGUGGUUAUAAGAGAUUUGUCAUUGGAUGAAUUAGUGGUAUAUGUAUAUAGUAUGCAUGUAUGUGUGUAUUAUAUUUGUUUGUGUGUAAAUAUGUGUGAGUAUUGAAUACAAAAGAAUUGAUACAUAGAUGAUACAUGAAUAGAUUUUGAUUUUGAUUAAACAUGACCAGUUUGUUAUGUCUUCGUUCAGAUUGAGUGUGAAGUCACUAAGCGUAAAAUACUUUUACAAUUAUGUAUUGUCAUAAAAAAAUGUAAAAGGUGUUCUUUACCUUUUUUAAAUUUUUCUUAUAUGUGCUUACAUACAAAGUAAUAUGUGUAGUAUAGACAAAGUAAUGUAAUGCUGCAGAAAAUCUAUUUCAAAAUUCAACAGAAAUACAAGUUUGAAGGUUCAUGAAAAAGUGUUUUUUUGUUGUUUUGUUUAAAACAUCUGUCCGUGUGUGAACAUACUAGUGCCUUAGCCAUAUAUAAGGAUUAUUUCCAAAUUUGGAGGCUUUUUACUUGAAGUACCCCCAGAAGUUUUCUCAAAAAGGCUCAAAAUUUUUUCUUAAAUUUCUUGUUAAAAUAGAGUUAAAUACACUUAUAAAGGUGGUAUAGGUUUCAUUAUCACAAUUAACUCUGAAUUUUUGAACCUUGUAAAAUAUUGAAAACUUUUCAGCAUUUUCCUAUAACUACGAAUUGAAGAUAGAAGUUUCUCCUUCAAAUGAAAUUGUCAGUAGUUCAUUAUCAAUUAAUUCAUUUUUUUCAAAUUUUUAAUAGUUUUUGCAUAAUAUUUGCAAUUUUAAAAAAUUACAAAAAUAAGAUCUUGUCAAAAAAAAUGGCUCCAAAUUUUUUCUUUAAACUGUUGGGAGGGAUAGCGCUAAAUGCACUCUAUAAGAUGACAUAAGUGCCAUAUUGCUUUUU